This is a messenger RNA of Arachis duranensis, 465 nucleotides long. RefSeq names its product uric acid degradation bifunctional protein TTL-like. NCBI's taxonomy places the organism in Eukaryota, Viridiplantae, Streptophyta, Magnoliopsida, Fabales, Fabaceae. The record is from RefSeq and is a predicted model, not a curated record. The transcript is spliced from 4 exons. Bases 1 to 465 code for a protein of 154 amino acids.
AUGGAAGAGGCCUCUCCGUUCUCGUCGCUGGAGCACGCAACAUCAUUCGCAAGAGACCUGUGGUUCAACACGUUGCCAAUUCAGUCAUGGCUGGAUACAUUCUCAGCACACAUGCACAUAGGUGAUGCUAUUACUAUUGUGCAUGGAGAUAUUUGGACGGGAUUGCUUCAAUUCGCAAUAAAGUACCACAAGAAAUUCGUCUUCGGGUUCGUAACUAGCACGAACCUGUUUCUUUUGCAACAAAUACUGGAGGAGGUGCAGGCACGCUAUGAGAAUAGUCUGAAUAUUAAACUUGAAAUUGCGUCUCGGGAGGAAUUCACUCUUAUAGAAAGAAGUCUUACAAAACUUUGGGAACACGGAACUGGCGGAAGGAAGCGCAGAUGGAAUUGCCGCUUGUCUGAAGGAAGCGCAGAUGGAAAUGCCGCUAUUUUGAAGGAAGCGCAGAUGGAACUGCCGCUAGUCUAA